This is a messenger RNA of Vicia villosa (hairy vetch), 734 nucleotides long. RefSeq lists its product as uncharacterized. Bases 38 to 664 code for a protein of 208 amino acids. The record is from RefSeq and is a predicted model, not a curated record. The transcript is spliced from 4 exons. Lineage: Eukaryota; Viridiplantae; Streptophyta; Magnoliopsida; Fabales; Fabaceae.
UCCUCAAGUAAUCUUGACUGAUAGAGAUCUUGCUUUAAUGAAAGCCAUUGAAACAAUAUUCCCAAAGACAGCUAAUUUGCUUUGCCGAUUUCACAUCAACAAAAACGUGAAAUCAAGGUGUAAGGAACAUGUUGUGGAUGAUAUGCGAGAAACAGUGGAGAAAAUGUGGUUUGAACUGAUAAAGGCUAGUGAUGAGAUGGAGUACCAUCAACGGUUGAAACAACUUGAGGAUGCAUGUGUUGACUCCAAAGGUUUUAUUGAUUAUGUGAAUGACACGUGGUUGACACCGCACAGACAUCGAUUUGUCGAAGCAUGGAUCAAUCAAGUGUUACAUUUGGGCAACACAACAACAAAUAGGGUGGAGUCUGCGCAUUGGAAACUUAAGCAAAUGUUAGAGAAUAGCUUAGGUCACCUUAGUUUGAGUUACUUUCCUAUGACGAGUGCACAUUCACCUAAUGCAUCCAUUUACUGUAUCGGCUUUGUCAAUGGAAAUCAUUGGGUUCAGGUAAACAUGAAUGAAGGAUUCCCGUUGCCACCUGUCACAACUGAUUGGACGAAAUAUCGCACAAAAGAUGCAACUUCUUGGAUGGUAGGAUUUGCCGGGCGGUUACAACAUUGGCAACGGCUAAUGCCUAUACUACCAAAACAUGUCAGCUUAGAUUGAUUUUAUGAUAUUACAACAUUAGUACUAUUGGAUUUUAAUAUGUUGCCAAAUGGAUUAUAAAUAAUUAAUC